AUGUUCUUGAUUGAAGGCCAAGGCAAAGCCAUCCUCUACACGGGUGACAUUCGUGCAGAACCGUGGUUUCUCAAUGCACUUGCCCGGAAUCCAGGCAUCCUGGAGUAUACAUGCGGUUUCAAGACCCUCGACAAGAUAUACCUCGACACUUCAUUCCUCGCAGAUAUUCCAUUCCAAACAAAAUCUGAAGGCAUAGCUGAUCUUCUGGCAAAAGUUCAAAGGUACCCGGAAGACACCGUCUUCCACUUCCAAGCAUGGACCUUUGGCUAUGAGGAUGUGUGGAUUGCCCUAUCUAAAGCAUUAAACUCUCGUAUUCAUGUCGACGACUAUAAGCUGCGAAUAUUUAAUUCCCUCAAGAGUCGUUCCUCUAAUCAACCCUUUUCUCCAGAAUUUCACCUCGCAGCAGGUGCUGCGGUUUUGACAGGCCACAUGUGCGGAAAUACCCAGCAUUUAGGUUGCCUCACCUCGGAUACCAGUGUCCGAAUACAUAGCUGUGAGAAGGCGAAUAUGUGUUCUGUCGCCAAACACCCCUCAGUCGUUUCGAUUCGACCAGUAGUCUGUCGACUCCCAGGGGGUGAGAGCAUGAUGGAGAAGGGUGUUGGAGGCGGGGGAACUGAUCUGUCUCGGGAAGCUGAAUUCGACUGCAUUACUCACGAAGACGUUUAUGCAUUAUUAGAGUCACUGCCAGCUUGGAAUCAGGUCGAUUCUGAAACAAGGAAAGACAUAAGGGCUAUGUUGGCAAGCAUGUCUUCAAGCGGCCGGGAUUUCGCAUUGAACAUGUCCAUUGAAGAAUUUAGCGAAAAUCUCACUGCGGACAUGAGCUCUCUGAUACAGUCUCUUGCCAACAGAUUGUCCAGCAAGACUGGCGUGGCGAAAACGCCUGUUAAUGAACGAUCUGAUAGUCUCCCCAGGGUUAUCCUGUUUCCCUUUGCGAGGCACUCUCCCUAUGGAGAACUGUGUGAACUAGUCAAGGUGUUCAGUCCAAAGGAUAUUUGGCCAUGCACGGUAGACAAGCAAUGGAUAGAGAAAACAGUAACCGUGGAGUCUCUGUUUGGUAAAUAUUGCUCGAAGCAAAUAUUUGAACACGACAAGCAAAUGGCGCCGUUGAUUGCCCAGGAACACGAGAAAAGAUCUCGUGAACUAAGGACACCAAUGGUUGAUAGCCAGUGCGAUACCAGUUUCGAAGUCACUCCACAAAGCAAACGCAUACAAGAACAGGCAGUCCUCAGCCGACCACAGCUGCCGAAUGCCUUGGUAGAAGGUGCGCAGGCACAAACUUGCCAUCCGGCACAUGCUUCAUCAUCUGAGGAGCCUAGUUCAGUAAAUUCCAUAUAUUCAAACCUUCACUCGAAGGCACGUACAGGUGAGGAUCAUGUUUCGCCAUCACAACAUGAGGCAGAGCGCGGCGAGAAGUCCAGCACAGCGGCACGAAAACGACCAUAUCAAGAGCUGGACGAUCCCAGCGAAUGCAGCCAGGACAGCGCCAGGACAGACUCACAAAUGGCAGGCAUAGCUAUCGACUCUGUUUCAUCCCUAGGCGGCUCUGCUCUACGACGAGAUGCGUAUAAGGCCAUGUUAAGCAAUACAAAUGAAGGCGGUGCUUGGGUACCGAUCUCUCUUCUCUCCACGGACGCUAAUCACCACGAAGAAGAGGUAGAGCUAUAA
Messenger RNA from Metarhizium brunneum ARSEF 3297, 1665 nucleotides. The record is from RefSeq and is a predicted model, not a curated record. Lineage: Eukaryota; Fungi; Ascomycota; Sordariomycetes; Hypocreales; Clavicipitaceae.